Vombatus ursinus (common wombat) is the source of this 2586-nucleotide messenger RNA. It is a transcript of the gene FKBP4, whose product is annotated as FKBP prolyl isomerase 4. Gene Ontology annotation, molecular function: peptidyl-prolyl cis-trans isomerase activity; protein binding. The coding region runs from base 55 to 1299 and encodes 414 amino acids. The transcript is spliced from 10 exons. NCBI's taxonomy places the organism in Eukaryota, Metazoa, Chordata, Mammalia, Diprotodontia, Vombatidae. The record is from RefSeq and is a predicted model, not a curated record.
GAUGAAGGCGUGCUGAAGGUGAUCAAACGAGAGGGGACAGGCACAGAAACUCCCAUGAUUGGAGACAAGGUCACCGUACACUAUACCGGCUGGCUGCUGGAUGGUACCAAAUUUGACUCCAGCUUGGAUCGCAAGGACAAGUUCUCCUUUGACUUGGGCAAAGGGGAGGUAAUCAAAGCCUGGGACAUCGCUGUGGCCACUAUGAAAAUUGGAGAAGUCUGCCACAUCACUUGCAAACCAGAAUAUGCCUAUGGUUCGUCUGGCAGCCCUCCCAUGAUCCCCCCCAAUGCUACCCUGGUGUUUGAGGUGGAACUAUUUGAUUUUAAGGGAGAAGAUCUCACUGAGGAUGAGGAUGGUGGGAUCAUCCGCAGGAUACGGAAUCGAGGCGAGGGCUACUCCAAGCCCAAUGAGGGAGCUCGAGUGGAAGUUGUGCUAGAGGGUCGCCAUAAAGGCCGGGUCUUUGACCAGCGAGAGUUAAGCUUUGAGAUUGGAGAGGGUGAGAACUAUGAUCUUCCCCCUGGACUAGAAAAGGCGAUUCAGCGAAUGGAGAAGGGAGAGAACUCUAUUGUCUACCUUAAGCCCAGCUAUGGUUUUGGGAGUGCUGGGAAGGAGAAGUUUCAGAUCCCAGAGGAUGCUGAGCUACAGUAUGAAGUGAUACUCAAGAACUUUGAGAAGGCCAAGGAGUCUUGGGAGAUGAAUGCAGAGGAGAAGCUUGAGCAGAGUGCCAUAGUGAAAGAACGGGGUACAGUGUACUUCAAGGAAGGCAAGUAUAAGCAAGCCAUGCUUCAGUACAAGAAGAUUGUGUCCUGGCUAGAAUACAAGCUGGGCUUCUCUGAAGAGGAAGGACAGCAAGCCCAGGCUCAGGCACUGAGAUUGGCUUCACACCUUAACCUUGCCAUGUGUCACCUCAAACUGCAGUCAUUUUCUGCCGCCGUGGAGAGCUGCAAUAAGGCCCUAGAACUGGACGACAACAAUGAGAAAGGCCUUUUUCGUCGGGGGGAGGCCUAUCUGGCUAUGAAUGACUUUGAGCUGGCGAGGGAUGACUUCCAGAAGGUCCUGAAGCUCUACCCCAGCAACAAGGCUGCCAGAACCCAACUGACUGUCUGCCAACAACGGAUCCGUGAACAGCAUGCCCGGGAGAAGAAGCUUUAUGCUAACAUGUUCCAGAGAUUGGCUGAGAAAGAGAACAAGCCUGAGGCAGAACCAGCUGGAGGAGACUUUCCAUCUGAUGCAGAGAUGAAGGAUGACCAGCAGAAUGGUGUGGAAAUGAGCAAGUCUCAAGUGGAGGCAGAAGCAUAGCCAGCCCUCCAACCCCACUCCCACGGCUGCCUACCUCCCAUACCCUAACCUUCCCUACUCCACCCUAUUAGUUUUGUAAAAAGCAAACAAACAAAGACAAAAAAAGACAAAAAAAACCUGAAGAAUUUUGAGUGAAUUAGACCUUUAUUUUUUUAUCUGGUUGAAAGGUGACUUUAGGGAAGGGGAAAAGAACAGGUUUGUUGGGGUUGGGAAGGGGAUGUUUUUGGAAAGGUAAUCCUUUCUACUCCCCCAAAAAAUGUUAAUUUAUUUUGCUCCUUCUGCAGCCUGAUCCAUUUCUACAUUGGGAGGGGAUCUAGUCUUGAAGCUGGGGUGUAGAUGGAGAAAUGCAGAACACCCCCUCUUCUCCUCUGUUGGUGGCAGGGGAGUAUAACUAAAACAAAACAAAACCCACUGCUGUUUCCCUGGCUUCCAUUCGUUCCUUUCCUAAUCCCAGACUUUUGGCAGUUGGUCCUUUCUGGUAUCGUGGUGACCAUUUUCAUGUGUCCUUCCAUUUUUCUUAACCUUAGCUAUUCCUUCUCCCCUUGCCUGUUCUAUGUUGUACCCAUCCCUGUUCCUUUGGCCUAUUACCUGCACGACAUUGAAGAUCCAGGCUCUCUCAAGUUCCAUACUUGAGUAAUAAAAUGGAAACAACCAAAGUUUAGGAAUCAGGCUGUGCUUCCUGUUCUGCCCAAAAGGGAAGGGGUGGUGAGAGGACCUCUGGGUGGGAGCAGUCCUAAUACAGGCAAAAAUUAGAAAGUACCUCUCUGAGGCAAACAGCUUAUUAUACUUUGACUUGUCCAAUGAGAUUGGCCAACGUAUUCUUUGAAGCAAUUUAGCCAAUUGGUGCAAUUAUAAGCAACAAUUGAGGCCAAACCCUUGAGAACUGUACCAUCUAUCAAAGGUAUAUAAGGUGGUAGCUGAUAACAGGAUGCUGAAAAGAACUCCAAGUGAUAAUAGAACUGGGCAAGGAGAAACAGAUGGAUAUAUAAAUGAGAAGAAAAACUACAGGUUAAGGUUGUAGCUAGGGCAGCAUUCAAUAGGAUUCAACCUAGGACCUUAAUCACAUUCUUAAAAGGGAGAGAAUUGACCCUUCAAGGUCCCUUCACACUCUAGGUUAAUAGCAUUGUUUUCAAGUAAUGACACUGUCGUCGUGGCUCCUGGUUAUCUUCUAAUUUUUUUUUUAGGAGAUUGUAAGCUCCUAGAGGGCAGGGACCAUAUCUGUUUUGAAUUUGGUUUGUAUGGCAAUGCAUAGCUUGGUGCUUAAUAAAAUACUGUUAAAUGCUGAGA